GUCUGCAUGCGGCAUUCGCCUGUAGAGCAGGCGUCAAGACGACGAUAACCGCUGCGUUAUCUCUCGCCUCCCACUGUCCUGGAUGACGGUUGCUGUCACCGGAAGCUUACCUGGCAGUGCGUCCUGGAGGUCAAUGACCAUCAUCUGUUCUUGUAGUCAGAAUCUGCUUUACGGAGAGGUUUCCAACGAUGAGCAACAGGACCACAUCGAAGUCACAAAUCAAAGGUAGUCCGGGUUUGGAGCCCUUAUUGCUCCGCUACCCACCUUGCAAGCCAGCGACCAAAUUACAGUGGUUACCUCAACGUGGGGAUUUGCAGGAUUUACGAAGUCGUUUCGGGUUUCAAGUCCCUAUGUCUGUGGAAUACCUGCCACCGAAGCCACAGGCUUGUAGACCAGUUUCUGUCCGGACUCGAUCCGUCGUGCAGUACCUUCAGGACCUCUGCCAGAAGCAAACGGAAUUCCAGAGAUCAGUGUUUACAGACCCCCAGGAGAAGAUGAUGGAGCAGGCUGCGGACCGCAAUAGUUCCUGGUCCAUUUAUACUGCCAAACAACGCCGCAUGCAAAAUGAAGCCAAGAAGAAGGCCGAGCCCCUCGUCACAAAGGAGGACUGGGUAGAAUUCCAUGGACUUUUCCCCGCCUGCUGUCAGGAUGCUAAGAGAGCGUCCAAAGAUCGCUUGUACGGGCUUAAGAAAAAGAAACCCCCGAGCCAGUAUAAAGCCAGUAUGAAGUUGGCGGAAGCGUGGUCACGCCGUCUAAACCGAUUGAAUGAUGAGUCUCAGCGCUUUGGGCAGCAUGACCAACACUGUGCACAAGUCAGGAUGUGCAAGAUACAAAUGACUCAGGAACAUCAAAACAGAUGUUUCGACAUGUUAAAUUCAUAUGAAGAGAGGACCGACCCACGCAGGCUGACGAUAAAGUUCGAACAGAUGAGAAAGUCUAUCGCAAGACAACCAAGACCAAGAUGUCCAAGAACUUUGAAAUCAGUCGACAUUCCUGUGGUGUACAGACAUUCUGAAGCAGAGGAACCGGUUUUGCUUGUAUUUGAGGAUGAUCAGGUCAACAAUGAACAUCAGCCGAGUAGUUCACCAGGGCACAACGGCGAAAGCCAUAGAGACGAUGAGAUCCUCCAGUGGCAGGACCGCGAUGACAAACACAUUUAGAGGUUUGAUUCACUGUGAUAGACAUCAGUAACUGAGCGAGAAGGUAGCCCUCCCUCCCUCGUGGGAGUAUGUAUUCUCGGAAAGCUAUCGAAAUAUUUCAACAAUAUUUUUUUAUGUGAAA
Messenger RNA from Pomacea canaliculata, 1281 nucleotides. RefSeq lists its product as uncharacterized. Lineage: Eukaryota; Metazoa; Mollusca; Gastropoda; Architaenioglossa; Ampullariidae. Bases 189 to 1160 code for a protein of 323 amino acids. The record is from RefSeq and is a predicted model, not a curated record. The transcript has 6 exons.